Messenger RNA from Patiria miniata (bat star), 1736 nucleotides. RefSeq names its product galanin receptor 2b-like. Gene Ontology annotation, cellular component: membrane. Gene Ontology annotation, molecular function: G protein-coupled receptor activity. NCBI's taxonomy places the organism in Eukaryota, Metazoa, Echinodermata, Asteroidea, Valvatida, Asterinidae. Gene Ontology annotation, biological process: G protein-coupled receptor signaling pathway. The record is from RefSeq and is a predicted model, not a curated record. The coding region runs from base 17 to 1123 and encodes 368 amino acids. The transcript has 2 exons.
GGCCUGAACUAGAAGGAUGACCACAGACAUUCCUAUGACGAACACAUGGACAACGAGCGGUCCAUUCACCACACAUGGUGGGGAAGACGGUGAUGGAGCUAGUGAUGAAGAGGGACCCCAGGGGUGGGGAGUAGGCGGCAUCGAGAACAGCAUCCCAGUCCGCAUCACAUACACCAUCAUCGCAUGCCUUGGCAUUGCUGGCAAUUUCAUCGUCAUCUUUGCUCUAAUCAGGGUCCCCUCUCUGCGGAACUGUACGAGUUACUUCAUCAUACACCUGGCAGCUACUGAUCUGAUCACAUCGAUCUGGGUCAUCCCGUUCCACAUGUUAUCAGUGACUCCUCACGUAGCCGAGGGGGUCGGGGGAGAGUUGAUCUGCCGUCUGUUCAUCUCCAAGUACCCGCUCUGGGUCACCAUUUUUGCCUCCGUCUACAGCAUGGUCUGUGUGACCAUGGAGCGUUUCUUCGCCGUGGUUUACCCUCUCAAAUACAAGGUUCUCUACACCACGUCUCGGAUCAUCCCCAUGAUGGUGUCUUGCUGGUUGGUGGGCGCGGUCUCCAACUGGUUCUUCUUCUACAACUACGACUCCGUGAGCGGGAAAGGUUGCCAGUUCGUACCGUGGCCUAGCCAUGCCACCACCGGGGUGAUUGGUGUGUACAUCUUCGCUGUCGUCUACUUCAUUCCGAUCACUACCAUGUUGUUUGCUCACUGGAAGAUGAUCAAAUCUCUGAAGCAUCAAGCGGCAAUCCUGGAUGGAAAAGCCUCCAGGGGCGGUGCCGAUAAGAAGCAAGCAUGGCAGCUACAAGUCGCCCAAGAUCUGAGCCGUAUGCUCCUGGUUGUCGUCGUGACCUACGCCGUCUGCUGGCUUCCCAACCAGGUCCUCUUCCUCGCCUUCAACCUCGGCGCUCCGGUCAGCUUCGCCAGCCUCCCGUUCCAUCUCUCCGUCAUCCUGGCCCUCUGUAAUUCCUGCAUCAAUCCCUUCAUCUACACCCUCAAGAACAAGCAGUUCAGGGAAGGAGUCAAGGUGGCCUUACGUCUCAAGUCGAUGGGCGCCGUGGGCCCGGCCAGUAGCUCCCGGGAUGAGGGGGAGAUGAGAACGGCAAAUACGCAAAAUACCAUAGCUUGAAUGCUCAUGAGAUUUAUAAGGGAAAACUAAGAAAACGUAGAAAGCUGUGCAUGUUUAAGUCAAAACUCCUUUCCGACUUUUUUUUUAACGCCCGAUGCUUUAAAACAGCUACGGGUGUGUUGAAUUUUUCAGAUUUUGUGACCACCAGUUUCCGUGACUUGCACCGUGAAAAAGUAACGUCUGUCUCUGUAAAGCACUAAUUAUACUUCAUGAACAUGAUAUUAUUUAUUCCCUUAAAUUUGCUAAUUUCGUAUAGAAAUAGAUAUUGUACAUUGGCCUGAGCAAACGUGGACAUUGAGUCGGACACAAAUAUAUGACAAUAGACGUUGCUCCUUAAUGUUUUUAUUCUUUUGCGUAGUGGUCCUUGUGUUUUGCUCUUUCUGGGGUUAUUUUUGGAAGAAAAAACGGUGCUAGGAUAGAAACAUCAGGCACUCGAUCGAACUUUAUUAAUGCGCUUUUUAAAAUGACAAUUCUACAGACUUGUUUUAUAUAGUUAUGUUUAUUCAUCUAUAUUUAUGUGUUGCAUAGAGUGAUUCCCCUCCCUCUACACUUGCGUAAGGUUACGCCCAUUCCUAUCAUCUGUACCAUUAUUUCUUAAAUGCAUGGAAACUUA